AGUUGUUCGAGAACUUUAGUCGUAUUAAAUAUUUCGGCAAGAUAGGACCUAAUUUUAGAAUUUAAAACUGAGUUAAUCUCUCGAGCCCCUUUAAAAAUAUAAAACGACAAAAACCAUGUUUCGCUUAUUGACGCUAAAGAACAAUUUGACGCUUCAACGGAAUCUGGUCACCCGGAUGAGUGCUCGAUCUAACAUAGCCUCCGGUGCGGUCUACCGCUAUGCGCAUCGUUCCCGUCUUAUCGACGGCGUCGUGGUUGUGGACAUUAAUCUGGACGAUAUGGCCAAGGGCGACUUAGAGUUUGCUCGCAGUUUCACCAAAUCCAUUUCGUCUUUGGAUAGCUCUCUCUUCCAGCCAGCGGUGGGACCGGUGGGCCAGUCCGAGAAUCAGUUGCCUUCGUUGGAGGACGCUGUUCCCGCUGUUCCCGCUGAUGCACCGCUGCCGGCUGGUUCACCCGGUACCGUGAUGGACAAAGACGGCAAACCAUUGUCCAUAUUGAGAUUGACGGCUGGAAUCAGGAUAUUGAGGAUGAGGAGCCAGCUGCAGAGCAAAAGAACAACAACCAGGAUCUAGCAACAAAACCAAUGAAAGUGUCAAAAGUAACCGAAACUCCAAAAGAAGCGAAGCAUAAUUUUUGUUUAAAUCCCCAUAAGUCGAUGACUUAAUACAGUUUUGUUAUAAAAAUUGUUCUGAUCUUUAGAUCGACAUGUUAAGGGAACCACUUUAGAAAUCUUUUAAAUAAAGUUUUAAUUUGUGUCAGAUCUUAA
Drosophila serrata is the source of this 765-nucleotide messenger RNA. RefSeq lists its product as uncharacterized. NCBI's taxonomy places the organism in Eukaryota, Metazoa, Arthropoda, Insecta, Diptera, Drosophilidae. The record is from RefSeq and is a predicted model, not a curated record.